UAGUUAAAUAAUGAGGAAAGUGAUUGUUGCAUUUGUUCCUCAAAUUAUACAACCUGUAAGUGAAUAGUGAAUACUACUAAAUUGUCGUUACAAAUAACAUUUGGAAGACCUAUUGCUUGCUAGUAGUGGCCAAUUUUAGUUUUUGUAUAUUCACUCACUUUAACAAAUAUAUAAUUUUGACCUUUAGCCGGAGGGAAAAAAAACCAAGCUUAGUCAGUAAGAAGCAAGCACUUUCCAUUAUUAUCUCUCUUCCCCCACCACAUUUCAUAUUAACAUAAUAAUAAUGUUCAAUAAUACAACAACAACCUUCGGCUCCGGCGCCGGCGUCGUCGUCGUCCCACCUCCCGCCGUUUCAAUCCCCACCCCCGUCUUCCCCGGCACCACCAUCACUUCCAAUUCCACCUUCAUCAUCAUCGGACCUCCACCACCGUUCCCAGCUCCUCCACGGAGCAUCGACCUUUCUCCUCUCAAACUAAUCUUCGCCGUCAUCGCCAUCGUCGCCGUUCCCGCUUUAGCUUACGCUCUCUUCUUCACCAUCCCCUGUUCCUCCUCCCGCCGCAACUCCUCUUCAUCUCGCCGCAGCAGCACUUCCUCCGAUGAUACACCUCACGUCACCGUCGACAUCACCCCGCCGAUCACAUCCGAGACCACCGUAACUCCUGACUCCGGCGGGACAAUCCAAAACGAUACACAUUCCAAGGAGAUCGGAAACGAGUGCACCGUGUGUCUCAUGGUGUUCACCGACGGCGAUGAAAUCCGGCAGCUUAUCGAGUGUAAGCACGCGUUCCACGUGUCGUGUAUUGAAGAGUGGCUUAAGGAUCAUCCUAAUUGUCCCAUUUGCCGAACUGACGUCUCCGUUAAACAACAGACCGAAGCAGCCAACGUCACCGUUAACGUUAACGGUAACGUGAAUCGCAGCGGCGGAAACCGUCGAGUUUCAGCGACUAAUAAUAAUAGAGAUGACGAUUGGCGUCAAGGUCUACCUGAUGCUUCUAGUUUAGUUUGAUUUUUUAUUUUUUUUAAAUAAUUUAUUUCUCGAUUUCCUUUUUUCCACAAAUUUUUUUAAGAUAUUUCUGUAAACAAAUUACGUCAAUUUUGAAAAAAUUAUGUCCGUUAAAUU
Molecule: messenger RNA, 1120 nt
Organism: Arabidopsis lyrata subsp. lyrata
Lineage: Eukaryota; Viridiplantae; Streptophyta; Magnoliopsida; Brassicales; Brassicaceae
Product: RING-H2 finger protein ATL33
Exons: 1
Coding region: 284-1006 (240 amino acids)
Biological process (GO): protein ubiquitination
Source: RefSeq, a predicted model, not a curated record